Molecule: messenger RNA, 1098 nt
Organism: Candidula unifasciata
Lineage: Eukaryota; Metazoa; Mollusca; Gastropoda; Stylommatophora; Geomitridae
Source: the annotation of a GenBank genome assembly
AUGGACGGCAAUAAGGAUGAGAGCGAGAAGUGUAUCUCAAUAGCUCUACGAUUCAUCGAGUCAGGAAACAUCGACAAAGCUAAGAAAUUUCUCCAGAAAGCACAUAAGCUGUUUCCAUCAAAGAAAGCCACAGAUUUACUUGACAAGUUGGAACACCACACAGCUAAUGGCAAGAGCAAGGACGGUGAUUCUACCCGUGCGCGCCAGAGGAAACACAGUCAUUCAAAAACACCUGAUAGCAGCACUGCUGAAGCUGAAAUUGUUCACCACAUUGAGUAUACAGAAGAACAGUUAGCCUCUGUCAGAAGGAUCAACACCUGUAAAGAUGUAUACGAGGUGCUUGAGCUAACUAAAGAGUUCACGGAUUCAGACCUGAAGAAAGCCUACAGGCGGUUGGCAUUGCAGAUGCAUCCAGACAAAAACAAGGCGCCUGGUGCAACAGAAGCUUUCAAAGCAAUAGGAAAAGCCUACAGCAUCCUCAGUGAUAAAGAGAAAAGACGACAGUAUGACUUGUAUGGUCCGGAAAUGCAGCCUAGUCGAUUAACACGAGAUCGUGAAGAAUAUUCACAUGGAUAUGAAGGCGACAUUUCGCCGGAGGAAUUGUUCAACAUGUUUUUUGGUGGUGGUGGUUUCACAUCAGGUAAUGUACACAGACACCAUCAACAUCAUGCCAGGAGAACAUUCUUCACCUACAGGGAACCUCAACAGUCAGAGAGUGGCCUGACCUUGUUUUUCCAGCUAGCCCCUAUCCUGUUGCUAGUUGUCCUGUCGAUGUUGAGCAGUUUCCUUGUUAGUGAUCCAGUCUUCAGUUUACAGAAAACAGAUAAGUACAGAGUGGAAAGAAAGACCUCGUCUAUGCAUUUGACGUACUACGUGAAGGAUGAUUUUCAUGUUGAAUUUGCGUCAGACUUGCGGAGGAUAGAAAGAGCAGUAGAGGAAGAAUACAUUGGGCAGCUACGAACCAACUGUUUUAGGGAAAGAAAUUACAAAGAAAAUAUGAUGUGGAGAGCAAGGAAUUACGGAGAUGCCAAGUUAUACCAGAAGGCGGUGGAUAUGGCCACGCCGUCGUGUGAUAAUUUACAAAAAGUAUAUUCAUGA